AUGAAAGACGUGAAGGAUGCUUUUCGUUUCGUAUGUUCAUCUGAUUUUUGGAGGAUGGGUCUGUUUUGGAGUUUCGCUCUUGUUUCUUCUUACUUGCAAUUGCUUAAAGCAAGAAUCUUUGGCUCGAAAUCUACUCCCAUUUCUGUCUCCAGCAAUUCAGUGGUUGGAUCUUCGAGACCCAUUUGUGUUAUCACUGGUGCUACUUCUGGGCUUGGUAAGGCCACUGCCUUUGCUCUUUCAGACAAGGGUUUCUAUGUUGUUCUUGUUGGACGGUCUUCUCAGCUUCUUUCAGAGACAUUGAAGGAAAUUAAGAGCCAGAACAAAGAUGCCCAACUUAAGACUUUCCAAGCUGACAUGUCUUGUUUUCAAUCAAUCUUCGAGUUUAAAAACUCUCUAGAGAAAUGGCUCUCGGGCUCAGAGUUACAUCCUUCGAUUCAGCUUUUGGUGAACAAUGCUGGGAUACUGGCAACUUCGAGUCGACAAACCAUUCAAGGAUAUGACAGGAUGAUUGCUACAAACUAUAUCGGUCCAUUCUCUUUGACCAAACUUCUUUUACCACUUCUGAAAAACAGUUUUGCGCCUUCACGGAUCGUGAACGUUACAUCUUUCACUCAUCGUUCUGCUUCUAUUCAAAAGUUUGACAAGUGUUCCGUAACUGGAGUACAUUUUUCGACAUUAAACCGAUAUCCUUGUGCUCAGGUCUACGAGUAUUCUAAAUUAUGCAUUCUACUUUUCUCAUAUGAAUUGCAUAGACAGCUUCGCCUCACCGAUGAUUCGCACCAUGUCUCUGUUAUAGCUGCAGAUCUCGGAUUUGUGAAAACGAAUAUAAUGCGUGAGCUUCCUUCAUACAUAAUUUCCAUGGUGUUUAAUCCCGGGUUCAGAGUUCUUGGCCUCUUCCAGUCUCCAGAUCAAGGGGCUGAAUCUUUAGUUGAUGCUGCUUUAGCUCCACCACCUGUUAACACAAAUUCUCUCUGA
This is a messenger RNA of Arabis nemorensis, 975 nucleotides long. Lineage: Eukaryota; Viridiplantae; Streptophyta; Magnoliopsida; Brassicales; Brassicaceae. The record is from the annotation of a GenBank genome assembly.